Molecule: messenger RNA, 525 nt
Organism: Echinostoma caproni
Lineage: Eukaryota; Metazoa; Platyhelminthes; Trematoda; Plagiorchiida; Echinostomatidae
Source: the annotation of a GenBank genome assembly
AUGCAAAAGGAGCACAGUAGGAUAGACGAUCGGAAGGCAUUCGCAAAACGGGGCAUAGCAAUCGGAGAUUGCGUAGAGCGAUUACCUUUAGAGAAUAACUAUCCUCUCCAAACACAACGACGAAUCACGUCAUUGCUCACCCGAUAUUCCCACCAGACAUGGUAUAAAAAGCUGAAAACUGAAGUAGACAAGCAGAGCAAAAAACUGGAAAAACAACGAGAUGCUACAGACAUCACUGUGGACCGUACAGCAAAAAAGAGACUCGAAAAACAAGAAGAGAGGUUGAAGAAUAUCAAUCGAGAACUAUCCAUGGUUAAAAUGAAAUCCAUGUUCGCUGUGGGCAUCAUAUUUACAUCCUUAUUCAGUAUGUUCAACAACAUCUUUGAUGGCCGUGUGGUAACCAAGCUCCCGUUUGUACCGAUCUCUUGGCUUCGAGGUCUGUCACAUCGAAAUCUCCCGGGGAAUGAUUACACGGAUGCCUCGUUCAUUUUUAUCUAUAUGCUAUGUACAAUGUCGAUCCGCCAG